GCUGUCCGGCGCCAACCCCCGGGGGGGUGGACGCAACCGUCCGGCCCCGCUGUGCUCGGCUCCCGCCUCGUUUUACGGCCGUGGAGAGGGAGGAAAAAUCCCAAACCAGCUGCGUAAAUGAGUAUGGAAGAUUAUGAUUUCCUCUUCAAAAUUGUUUUAAUUGGCAACGCCGGUGUGGGGAAGACCUGCUUGGUGCGACGCUUCACCCAGGGGCUUUUCCCACCAGGCCAAGGAGCCACGAUUGGGGUUGACUUUAUGAUUAAAACUGUGGAGAUAAAUGGUGAAAAAGUAAAGCUGCAGAUCUGGGACACGGCAGGACAAGAGCGGUUCCGCUCCAUAACACAGAGCUACUACCGCAGCGCCAACGCCUUGAUACUCACCUACGACAUCACCUGCGAGGAGUCCUUCCGCUGCCUGCCUGAGUGGCUGCGCGAGAUCGAGCAGUACGCCAGCAACAAGGUCAUCACUGUGCUAGUGGGUAAUAAGAUUGAUUUAGCUGAUAAGAGGGAAGUCUCCCAGCAGAGAGCAGCGGAAUUCUCCGAGGCACAGGACAUGUACUAUCUGGAAACCUCAGCAAAAGAAUCGGAUAAUGUGGAAAAACUCUUCCUGGACUUAGCCUGCCGGCUGAUCAGAGAGGCACGGCAGAACACCCUGGUGAACAAUGUCUCAUCCCCCUUACCAGGAGAGGGGAAAAGCAUCAGCUAUUUGACUUGCUGUAAUUUUAAUUAAAGAGCUGGCAUGCGAUUCCCCAUCCGCCGUGGACCUGAAGAUUUUUCGCUGGGAUUUGUCUCCUCAGAGGGAAUUCCGCCUUGACCCAUCUGACUUCCUCGCAGUCAGGUCGCAGACCUAGAAGCAUGGCAGGCUGACAGCUCCAGCUGCAUGGCAACGUAGCAGAAUAUAACGUGGUUCACAUUUAAUUUUUCUUGCAGUCUGUGGAGUGGGUUAGGAGAAAGGAGAGUUGCACAAGAGCUUCAUGUGAUGCAGAAAAUGAGCUAUCGCGUUUCCUUCUGGGGGAGAUUAGAGCAACCUGUCUUGGGGAAGAUUUGGAAGAGGUCAAAAUCUCUUACAGAACAAUGUGUUUGUUCCUUUUUAAAAGAAGAAAAAAACCAACAAUGAGCACUGACCCAGGACUACGCUGGCAAUCAUCUGGGCUGCCAGCGGAGUGAAUUCUUGGGAUGUGUAUAUAGCGUCUUUGUGGAGGAAGGUGUUUGAAGUAGUGUUAUGUCUCUCAUCUACAGGCACUUUCAUGAACACGGAAUAAUAAAAAAAAAAAGUUAUGUAUCUCAACAUUUCCAAACAACAGUUUGAGAAGGCAUGGAUACAGCUCAGUUGCUCCCUUUGGUGCUAGCAGUUCAGCAAAUAUUCCAUAGACCAAAUGUAGUUUUACUACAUUGCUGUCCUCUGAAUGUGUAACCUAGACUGAUUAAGAAAAGAACACUAAUAAGCACUGUUCAUUAAAAUCUCAUUACCUCUUUUUCUAGGCCUGAACAUAGCGAGAAACGUCUGUGCUUCUUUGAUACCCAGUGCAGGAUGAAAAGACUUCCUGGAAGUAUAAUAAACGUGUAACUAAGAAAAUGUCCCUCCUCUAAUUAGUCAUGUCCAAAAGUGAAAAAUGCCUUGGGAGAUGUUUCUGGUGGAGCAGAAGAAGGGCACCACACAUGACCAAAAUGUUUUGUGUGUGCUGAUUGUGCAGAAGGGUUCAAAGAGAGCACAGUUCAAGUGGCAGCCUGCAAUAUGUCUGGGUUAAAAAUAAAGCUUGUAGAUAAAGUUCCUGCUGGAAAGGCAGGUGUACAA
This is a messenger RNA of Lagopus leucura (white-tailed ptarmigan), 1794 nucleotides long. It is a transcript of the gene RAB30, whose product is annotated as RAB30, member RAS oncogene family. Gene Ontology annotation, biological process: Rab protein signal transduction. The transcript is spliced from 5 exons. NCBI's taxonomy places the organism in Eukaryota, Metazoa, Chordata, Aves, Galliformes, Phasianidae. Bases 118 to 729 code for a protein of 203 amino acids. Gene Ontology annotation, cellular component: trans-Golgi network. The record is from RefSeq and is a predicted model, not a curated record. Gene Ontology annotation, molecular function: GTPase activity; GTP binding.